GGUCAAACCGGAAAUAGGACACUAAGAAAUUUACUUUCAAAACAAAAGGAAACCACGACUUUCCCAAGCGCAUGUCACAUAUUCGAGCAGGCCUGUGUGUCGCAGUGUUAAUGUUGGAGCUAAAAUGGUGCAAGGUGAUGUUCGGUACACGAAGCUAGCCACAGAUAUUCAUGAUGAAAUAGAAAGCGAGCGAGUAAACGAGGACAGCGAUGAAGAACAAGUGACAGUCUACUUAAAGCUGCCUGCGGAUAGACUGCAGGGAAAGGCAGAAAAGAGACUCACGUGUUUCCGCUUAUCAGUGGCUCUGGUUCUGCUGGGUAUCAUCUUGGUGUUUGUGCUUCUUCAGUGGUAUAAAUGGUGGCCUGAUGCUGAAGGCUUUCACAAUGCCGGAACCAACAUCACGAAUAUUUCAAAGGAACAUGACGACCAUCAUCACCACACCACCAUGGAUGAAGAUGAUGAAGACGAAGAUGGAGAAGAUCCCCACCACCAUGAGCACACUGCACUGUACCACCAUGCAGUUGUUCUGACAGCCUCAGCUAACUGUUCCAGCAUCGGUAAGACGCUUCUCCAGGAGGGAGGAAACGUGGUGGAUGCAGCUAUCGCUUCUCUGCUCUGCUUGGGAGUCGUCCACCCACACACAGCUGGAGUAGGUGGUAUAUUCUCAGCCGUCCUGUACAACAACACAUCAGGCUCACUCAAGACCAUACGUUCCACUGCACCCCAAAUGUCAUCAACUACUUUUGGAGUUCCAUCUAUUCUGCAAGGUAUCCAAGAACUCCACUCUCAGUGGGGACGAUCUGAAUGGAGCCGACUUUUCAAAGAGGCCAUAACGUUAGCGCAGGAAGGGUUCCUCAUAGAUGAUGUCCUCGGCAGGGCAUUGGAAAGCUAUAAGGAGGAAAUACCCGUUUCCAAGCUGUGUGAUCUGUUCUGUGAUGAGAGUGGCCGCAUGAAAUCGGUGGGAGCGAUCGUCAAAAAUCAGAAUCUGUCAGAGCUUUUGCAGAGCGCUAGCCUGAAUGAGAACAAUUUCCUAGAAACGCUGGCCGUGAAAUUGUCCAAAGACCUCUCCCUGAGCGAGAGGCCAGCCUUCUUAGCCGCCAUUCAGCACAGCCAUGGAGAAAUCAAUGACUCUCUUAUCAUCGAGGGAGAGAAAUAUUCUGUCCUUUCAGCUGGUUUGCCUUUCUCAGGGCAGAUGCUAUCUAAUAUAUUAGAGCAAGUCAGGCAGCAAAGCCUCUCCUUUCGGAAUGGUGCAGAUUUUAACAGGACCUCUGCCGCCUACAGUGCUCUCUUAAACUUGAUUCAAGUUCGGAAUGAUUCAGCCUUAGCCGAGUACCCAGGCCUCAUAGACACAUUUUCUCUUAAUACUCAAAACAGUCACAUUGCUGUGCUGGAUAAAUAUGGUAAUUUUGUCAUUAUGUCAGCCUCACUCAACAGUACGUGGGGAUCCGGGCGAUUUUUGCCGUCCAGUGGUAUUCUCCUUAACAGCUUCAGCGCAAACAUCUCAAACUUCCCUUACUUCAACAUUCCACUGGUUCUGAGACUCAAUGAAAACGAUGCUUCUCAUGAUGAUACAGAAGACAACGAAGAAGAAAAUGAAGUAGAAGUUGUCGCCGUUACUGGAGGGCUUUCAGCUUUAUUUAAUGCUGCUGUUCUUUUGCACAACAGGAUUGACUUAGGAAUGUCUUCUAAAGAGACGAUUAGUAGCCCUCUCCUCCAUCUAGAGCCGGGAAUGUCUUCGACUUAUUGUCUGUCUGCCACCUUAAAUGACACAGACUUCUAUAAGCUGUUCUCUGACGUAGGACGUGAGCUCCAGGAGGUGGACGAGUGCUCGGAUCAUUCUCUAUCCAUGCUACUGCGGUUACACGCAGACCACGUUAGCGCAUAUGGAGCCCCCGCUGCUAAUGCUCAUAUUAAUGGCUACUGACAGUUUAUAUGUCUUUGCAGUCCAUUUUUUAUGGUGCAGGUGCACUUUAGAACUUUCCUUGACGAGAGAAAAUGACUUGAGUCUAAUCAGUCAGUCAUUUUAGUCCAUCAGUUCGCCAGUCAUGGUGUUCUCAAAGUUCAUCAGAGGAGAAAUAUUUUUUACGGGAGUUUUUUUGCAUUAAGUGCCAAAGGUGAAUAAGAGAACAUUGAAUUUUGUGUAUCAUGCAGUCAUACUAAUGGCUACUGAAGGAAGCUCCUUUUAUUUGAAUUUGCACUGUACAAUUUUGCUGUCUCAGACAAAAAUCACACAUCAUAAAAUAAUUAUUUGGUUGUGGGUUAAGAUUGGCGAUUUUAGAAAGCAUAAUAUCACGUGUUCACCUAUAGCAGAUUUAAUGCCAUUGCAAGCAAAGACAGUCAACUACAAAAUUCUGGUAGUGUCAUUAUUUGAUUAAAAUCUCAGAGUGUGACUACUGCUACAGCGCUCAUCUAAAAGCCACAAAUAGGAAGAUGGCAUAGGAUUAUGCAAAACUCUUUGUAUGGCUACAAAUACAGUAAUGGCGCCGUAUAUAACAUAAGCGAAAUAUGCUAAUGGACAUCUCAAGCUCACGUUGAAGAAUGUUUCCGUUUAUGUGACCCCAUUUUCUGCACUGAUUGAUUAUGUAAGCACAAAGUAGUCAUCUCAGGUCUAUAUUUAGAGAAUCUUCAUCCUGUAAACUGAAAUGGAGAACACAUUAUCUCACAGUCUGUUAUAGAAUUCGGUAUUAUUUUGUACAGAAAGUAAAAAUCUUAAAAGACUGCUGAAAUUGCACAGUGUGUGAAACAGACUUUACUCACUUUAGCCAUCCAACAUUGUGAUGUAGAUGCAUUUAAUAAUACUUCAUUCUUCCACAACAAAGAAAUGCAGAUAUCUGGACUAAUCAGAGAAAUGGAUUGUUCAUCAAUUUAAUCUGUGUAUAUUUCAGUGAUCUGUUACCAAAGGUUAUUGGAGGACACAUUUUUACACAUGUGGUUUGUAUUAGGUUUAAAUAGUGUUUGUUCAUUUUGAAUUAAUUAAUUUUGCUCCCAUUAUGCUUGAUGGCAACUACAAUUACAAUUACAAUUAAUAGUACAUAGUACAACAUUGUAGUCCUUGUAAAUAUGAUAGUGAUGGAUUUAAUAAUGCAUUUUAAUGACGCAGAGCUCCAAAGUAGUGCAACAGUGUUUACCUUAUCAUAUUUUGAAUCCUGGAAUAGCAUAGAUAUCUAUCCCUCAUGCCCAGUAGUGCAUAACUGGCCCCGCUCUUUAGGUGGGAAAAUGGUAUUUCUCCCCCAUGUGGUGAAAUCAUCAGCAUCUGUUAAGCAAAGCAAGAUAUCUAUGAAUUCAUGCAUACAGAAGAGGGCAGUUAGUGCUUCCAUCCGAGCAUGACCAGCAGUUCAAAAAGACGUGAUGGCUUGACAUAUCUUGGAUUAAGCACAUACAAGCCAGACUAAAUGUGUUCAAGAAGCAGCUGGUUUCACAGAAAGAAGCCAUUUGAAUGACAAACGACCACAGAUAUGCCCUAUAUCCCGUUGAGGAUAUUUCAUUUACUUGACUCUAACUUCUUUAAACAAACUGUUUAAUAACCCUUCAAGAUGUUAUGACAUGAUUAGUUUGUGUCCUGUGUCUAUAUCAUGCACUGAAAUGCUCGUUGUGUCAUAUUAAAAUCCAAAUCUAAAACUGAAUCUAAGUUUAUUCUCCCAUUAAUUGUUGCACAGAAGUACAGAGAAUACAAAGAAUAUCAUGCAAUCCAAUUGUGUCGAGCUAAGUGUACAAGACGUAUUAGAGCAGGGGUGUCAAACAUAUGGCCUGAGGGCCAGAUCCAACCCAGUUAAGGUUCUGAUCAGGCCCACCAAAAGACUUUAAAAUCCGUCUUCUAAAUUAAAAUUGUCUUAUGGACCAUAAUUGAAUUGAAAGAUUGGAAAAAAGAGCCACUUGAGGGAAAAAAGAGAGCAAUAAACUCAGGUCAUUAACUCAGCUACUGACACCAUGUGGUAAUGAUAUGUAAUUCUUUAUUAACAAGCUAAAAUGGAUGUUGUAUCCAGCUCUUUCUAAAAGAACGACUUUAGGGGAGAAUAGUUAUGCAAGUACAACUUUUACGUUUUUUUGUUUUUUUUAAUUCCGAUUAAGUCCAAUUCAUUUCUAGGAGUGAAAAAGUUCAGUGACUUUAUGAACUUGAAUUUCCAGACCAUGAUUCUUUUAUGUAUAAUGAAUUGCAGUCUGUUCAUUGUUUUGUGGUUAAUCCAUGCAUUCAGAGUCUACCUUUCAGAUAAAUGCUGAUACAUUAACACACUUAAGAGGAGUUGUUGAUGUGUGUAUCGGGCCGAUUUGACAUUAGAGUGCACUUUACCUAAAAUGAGUUUGACACCCAUGUAUUAGAGACUCCAUGGUCAGAGUAUCUGAGGCUAGGAUUAGCCUUUGCUCUACACGGUUUGGUAGCUGUUGUGUGAUAGCAGAGAACUAGCUACUGGGUAGAAUUUGGCUAUGACUAAAUUGUUAGAGAUAUGGGAUUUAAAAAAGUGUUCAUCCACCCCAACUGAGAGCUGAUGUUAUCUUCAUUUGGAUAACCUAAAUAUAUGCUCAUUUCAGCAAUUUGUAACAACGCCUCACUUGUGUUAUUACCAAAGGUCACCGUAGGACAGAUAUUUCUGCAGGUGAGUUUUGUAUUAAGUGUAGAUUAUAAACGUGAAAGCUAUUAGUUUUGCUCCUCAUGCGCUCUCUGCUAUGCAAAUCCGGUCUAUCUGCAGAUAGACAACAUUAUCUUCCUACCUCCGGAGAGCUGCAGGCUUGUUACAUUAAUUUAGAUGAAUGCGUGCUAAGGCGUGUAUAUUGAUGCCUUGCUUCACACAUCUCUUAUCAGAGUGCUGCCUUAGGGGUUAUCUGCGUUCCCCAUCCCCCUUUGAUAAAUCUUGAUUUUUCACGCUGCAGGUGAGCGGGUCCUCUCUGAUGGAAAAAAUUGCUUCCAUUAUUGCUGUGGAAGCAGAAACUUUUUCUUUCCUCUGAUUGUAAAAGAUGUGGUCUGUCUUUGUUGGCUUCUACUGUCGGCUUUGAUUUUCAUCCCUCUGACCACUUUCAUCCUUCUGACACUGUAAUGUGUCGUUCCUCUCCUCUUUUGCACAAAAGCAGUGGGACAGAAUACACCAGGGCUCAGGAUGUUUGGCUUCGGGAUGCACCAUGCGUGCUUGAAGUCCUAGUUUUAGGGUGUAACUCCUGUCAGCUGGUUCAACUAAGAAAAGUUCGGAGUAGUAAAACGUAAUAAAGCACUCACAUGUGUACAGGUUUCAUGAUCAUACAACUGUACUUAUGAUAAUCUGAUUAGAGCAAUGCUGAAGUAUCUUUGUAGGCUUGUUAUAACACAUUUGAUUGUACUUUAACAACCAUAUUAUGAACAACCUCAUUACGUGUUUUUUCCUGCAUGAUUAACUUCUAUAAAAUUAACAUUGUAAAUUAUUUUCACUUUUUAUGAUGAUCUAUAUGAGUUAUUUUCCUAUUCUCUUUUUCUUCCUCUGUGUCUGUGAGCUGUAGGUUAGCCUGGGUUGUUCAUCUCAGUGAAUUGCUCUUCUGAUCUCCCAUGGUGCGGUAAUAUUCAUUCUGAGAGGCAGUGAGUCCGUGAAUAUUAAGAUCAUGUUUGAAUUAAAAUGUUGCCUUCAUCUCCGUCUCUGUGGAAGGUCGGCUGCCGCCGGCUCGCUCUCCCACUAAGGUGCUGUCACGCAGGUCAUGAAUGCUACAUAAUGAAUAUACGAUAAUAAUAAAACAACAUAUGAUUUUUAAGCCUCAGUCAAGUAUUUGAGAGCAACAGUGUACAAGGGCCAGACCUGGAUUAUCUAAAACAUUAAAGGAAGUUAGAGCAAGAAAUAUCAGUGACAUAAAGCACCAGUUUUUUUAAAGCCCUAAACAAUAGGUGUUAAGUGCAAAUAUUAAUAAAAUAUUAAUGAAAGUCUUGUUUUUUUUUUGCAUGUUAAAAAACCUUGCAUGACAAAUCAUGACCUAAGCAUUGCAAGGUUCUAUCUGCCAUUUAUGUUUAAUCCUAUAUGAGAGCAGAAUUUCAGCUUUUAUUGCUUUUAUUCAGA
Pangasianodon hypophthalmus (striped catfish) is the source of this 6008-nucleotide messenger RNA. RefSeq names its product glutathione hydrolase 6. The record is from RefSeq and is a predicted model, not a curated record. Gene Ontology annotation, cellular component: extracellular exosome. The coding region runs from base 125 to 1924 and encodes 599 amino acids. The transcript is spliced from 4 exons. Lineage: Eukaryota; Metazoa; Chordata; Actinopteri; Siluriformes; Pangasiidae.